GCGGCAGCAAAACGAGUUGAAGGGAGGGAACAUGAAUGCAGGAGGCCCACCACCACCCCCACCCCCACCACCCAUCCCGGGAAUCAUACCUUCGUCUCGACUCCCUUCUGAGAUUCCAGCACGGGUGCCAGUCAUGAAUCCCCCAGCGGCUUUGGCAGGUGCUAUGCUAAAAGAUAAAAAGCCCUUCACCUACACUCCUGGAGGCCUGGACCUCUCCGAGAUAAAGUCACCAAGGAUGCAGAGGCGCCUCUACAGGAAUGCUCAUUCAGAAGGCGUGCGGCCAUCUCCUCUAGCCCAGCAGCCUCCACCAGGCCCAGUCAACCCAACAGUAGCAGCACAAUCAACUCCACAUGGUCGAGCAGUGCAGGUACUACCUAUGCCAGGCAUGGCCAUGGGACCGCAGCCGCAACCGCAACUGCAACACAAGGAACCACCUAAACCAAAGAGAAAUGUUUGUGGACCUCCACCCCCACCACCCCCUUUUGUUGUAACAUCAGAGAAUUCUUUCAACUUGGCAUCUACAUCCACAUCACCCCCAAUACUUAGCUCCUUGCCCACAUCUGUCCCUGUUGCAGAGCCACAGCUGGCCAGGGAACCUGGCCCCUCUAUACCAGUAGCUCCACCACUGCCAACACAUGGUCCUGCAGCAAGAUGUUCUCUCAUCUCGGCUUCUCCACCUUCUUCUCCUUUAAUGAAUGCUGUGCCAAGUGAUCCUUCCCCACCCCCUCUCCCUCCACCCCAAGCUGUUCGAAUUCCUGUCACACCACCUAUAGUGCCUGUCACACCACCUGUAGUGCCUGUCACACUGCCCAUGGUGCCUGUUACACUACCUGCUGCAUCUGUCAUGCAGCCCAGCUCACCUGUCAUGCAGCCCGGCUCACCUGUCAUGCAGCCCAGCACACCUGUCAUGCAGCCCAGCACACCCGUCGUGCAGCCCAGCACUCCUGUCGUGCAGCCCGGUACACCCAUCAUGCAGCCCGGCACACCCAUCAUGCAGCCCGGCACACCCAUCAUGCAGCCCAGCACACCCGUCAUGCAGCCCGGCACACCCAUCAUGCAGCCCGGAACACCUGUCAUACAGCCCGGCACACCCAUCAUGCAGCCCGGCACACCCAUCAUGCAGCCCGGAACACCCGUCAUGCAGCCCAGCACACCCAUCAUGCAGCCUAGCACACCCGCCAUGCAGCCCAGCACACCCAUCGUGCAGCCCGGAACACCCAUCAUACAGCCCAGCACACCCAUCAUGCAGCCCGGCACACCUGUCAUUCCUGUGUUGCCGUUCAAUGCAAGAGAGACUUUAUGUUUCACUUUAGAGCCAACUGAGCAGCCAUUAAUAGAGUGCUCAUUUACACUGACAUCUCCACUUAAAGAACAGGCACUGUCAUCGGAUAUAGUCAUAUCUUCAUCAAUGAAAAAUGACCUUUCACCUUCUGAAGAGGAAGCUUUUGCCUCACCUGAAGAAUUAAAGUCACCACAAAUAACAGACAUAAAUAUUCAGCAAAAUGAGAGCAUGUUAACUAAGGCAAAACCAUCCAUUUUUGAGCAAGAGUCAAUACAGACAAUUCCUUUUGAAGAACCAUCACCUAAUAAGCAAUCUCCUGACAAGGAGCCAUUACCUGUUCGACAUCCUUUCAAGGAAUUAUCACCCAUUCGACAGAUGCCUAUCGCAGAACCUUCACCUAUUACACAGGUGCCUAUAAAGGAAACAUCGCCAAUUAAAGAAGUACCUGUAAUAUCUAAUGAUUCUUCACCUAUUAAGCAGGAUUUCAUGAAGGACCCUUCAGCUAUGAAGCAGCUAAUUACUAAGGAACCCUCACUUGUUAAACACCCACAUACCAAGGAAAUAUCACCAAAUAGGCAGAUACCUAUCCGGGAACUUUCACCCAUGAAACAGUUGUACAACAAGGAGCAGUCACCUGUUAAACAAGCAGCUGUCAAGGAGCCUUCACCUGUGAAACAGGCGCCUAUCAAGGAGCCAUCACCUGUGAAACAGGCACCUAUCAAGGAGCCAUCGCCUGUGAAACAGGAACCCAUCAAGAAGCCUUCACUUAUGAAACAGGCACCUAUCAAGGAGCUAUCAUCUUUGAAACAGGCACCCAAGGAGCCUUCACCUAUUAAACAGGAACCCAGUACAGAACCUUUGCCAGUGCAACAAGUUCCUCUACAUGAACAUUCACCAGCUGGACAAGGGCUUGCUAGACAGCCUUUUCCAGUAAAACAUGUUUCUGUUAAUCAGCCUGCACCUACAAGACAGACCCUUGUUCCUGAGGUAUCACCAGCAGAGCAGCUUCCAGAUGCUCAGUCUUCUAUUAAAUAUUCCCCGCCACCUGUGAAUAUAAUGCCACUUAAAGAACCGACUCCUGUGAGACAAUUAUUGAUAAAGGAAACGUCUCCAAUUAGACAGACCUCCUUACAACAGCCUCAGCCUGUUGCACAGUCUCUUCCUGCAGUAGAACUGCACCCUCAAUCUAUGAUGGAUCCAAUGCCUCCUGGACCAUCUUCAGUGAAUCAAAAGCCAAACCAAGUAAGUAAUAUGAUAUCAGGAGCUACUCAAAAAUUUACAUUCAGCGAGCAAAGACCUGCAAGACAAGCAUCUAUGCAGCAUCCUGGCCCUGCGAGACAGACUUCUCUGCCAGAACCUCGACAAUUUACAGAGGUACCAAUACAGCGGCUAUCGAAGCAACAACCCACACUUCUGAGACAGACUUCUCUACAAGACUCGGUGCUUUCAAGACAGAAUUCUGUGAAAGCAAACAAUAAACUUACAACACGGCAUAUACCAGUUCAUAUGGAAUUGCCCCCAUACAAUUCUGGGGCUAGUGCAUCACCACCUAUUGUUAAAGGAGCUUCAAUAGUACGCCAGGCAUCCUUGCCUAAUAAACCAUCUUCACCACAAGUGUCCCCUCCCAAUGCUCAACUAGGAUCAAUUUAUGUCCCACCCGUAAGUAGUGACACAGAAAGUACUUCUUCACCACUGUCACCUUUAGGUGAAAGGAGCCCAAGAAUGAGCCCUACCACAGGCCUCAAUAAAGGACCUUUGCCUUGGAUGUGUGCUCAAAAGCGCACUCCAUCACCACCCCCAUCGUUUGUUACACAUGCUCAACAGACACAGCAAAGACUUCAACAGCAUCAACAAAAUCGCUGUUUGAGGCAGAGGUCAUUGGGGCCUGAAUCCCCUCCUUCACAACCCCAAGUUGAAGCUACAGUCCUUCCACAACCAGAAGUUUAUCAACAUUCAGGUUUCCAAAGACAGAAAUCAUUACCUCCUCAGCAACAACAACAAUCUCAGAUAUAUCCACAGCUUAUAAGAACCCAACAGCCCCGACCUCAGUACCAGCAGCCACAACAAUCUCGUAUAAUUCCCAUUCAAGUACAGCAACCACAACAAACUCGCACAAUUCCCAUCCAUGUACAGCAGACACAACAACAACAAAAGCAUCGCCCCAGAGAGCGCAUCAUUCCUAUUAUGAUUGAACGGGAAUCCCCUCCAAAAAACACAGCUCAAACUUCGACCCCCUUCAUCCCACCAGCAGCAGCUGAUUCUUUCAUUCCCAUCAGCACAGACAUCACUGGCAGCACUAAUGCAAAAGCCAGCUUCCAGCAGCCACACACUAGCUUCCAGCAGCCACAGGCUAGCUUCCACCAGCCAAAAGCUAGCUUCCAGCAGUCACAGCCUAGCUUUCAGCAGCAACAGCCAAACCUUCAACAAUCACAACAGUAUCAACAGCCACAACAGUGGCAACAAUAUCAACAAGCACCACAACAAGUAUGGAGCUCUCCUGGAACAACAUUCUCUCCACCACAGUUUUCUUCGGCCCCUUUGACUGAGAGUCAGAGUGGUGCAUUCCAUACUUACAACAACCACCAUCCUUCUGGGUUGCACUCAAACAACAAUGCCCUUGAUGCUCUCCAUCAGAUGCAACAGAGCCUUGCUCAGCUCAACUCAGGCCUACAGAACGCGUUCCCAAGACUCAUUCAGAAAAAAAUGUCGGACUCUAUAACACCCCGGACAACCCCUAGCAAUCAGCCAAGACCACAACAAAAUGGUAAUGUGGCAACAAUGGACCAGCCUGCUAAUGGGGCAGACCUUGGGCCUCCUAUCCAGUCUCGCUCAUUUAGGCUUCUGCAGAACGUCCUAGAUCACCAAGAUACUGCAGAUACUCCAUGUAAUGGCAUGCCAAUGAAAGUAGAGGUGCCCCUUGGUGCACCAACUCGUCCUUUGCAGCAAAGUCUUAGCCUUCCAGUAUAUGUGACUCAAACAAAUGGUGGGCAGAAAGGUUCUCUUUCUCAGCCAGGUAAUAUGCCAAGAGGCUCCAUUUCUCAAACAAGUGGACAAAACAAUUCUAUGACCAGUAUUGGUAAUUCCAAGAACCUGCAAAGAGAAGUUUCAGAUGAAUGGGAUGGAAGAUUUAGGGUGAUCCCCAUCCAGCAAAGUGAGGAAGAAAUUAAUGUCAUUCCUAAACAUAUUGGAGGAUAUAAGGCAAACAUUUCUGACACAAGAGGGUUAUCAAAUAUUUUUAAAAAUCAAGGUUCAGAUGAUGAAAUCUCCAAUUAUAUGCAACAGUGUGUUCCACAGUCUCAUGCCCCUGUACAUCAAGGAGUGCAGCCCAGACAACAUUAUAACCAAAUUCAAAAUCAGCAGCCGAUUUAUCAAAGGCCUGAGAUCCAAGGGCAACCUCAGCAGUACCAACAGACUGCAUCUAAUAAUAAACAGCUAGCUCAAUCAAAGCAAAAAGAAGUGCCUACUUCAUCAAGAUUUUUCCGAAUGCUCCAGACGAUCACUGAUACUUUGCCUGAAGGAGCUGAACCCCAGGGACCUGUCCAUAUACCUAACUUUCGACAGCAGCAGAAACCACCACAAAUGCAACAGCAAGGCCAAUAUCAACAGCUGGGGCAGUAUCAGCAGCCAGGCCAGUACCAACAGUCAAACCAGAAUCAACAGCCAGUAGGUGGUGUGAGAAGUGCAACAGCUGCAGAUCAGGCUGUACCUGAACCCAAGAAGUAUAUGGGGGGCAGCAUUCCCUCACGCUCCUUCAAAAUGUUGCAAGCCAUGACCAAUACUGAUGAUGGUAGGGAAACACUUUCUGCCUUCUCUUUCUCACAAUCUCAAGAACUUUUUGCCGUGUCCAUGAUUUCUAAGAAAAGCAUUUGAAAACAAUUCACAAGA
This is a messenger RNA of Cherax quadricarinatus, 5167 nucleotides long. NCBI's taxonomy places the organism in Eukaryota, Metazoa, Arthropoda, Malacostraca, Decapoda, Parastacidae. The record is from RefSeq and is a predicted model, not a curated record.